ACGGUUUGUGUGCGCGCGGUGUGGAAUCCGUUAGCGCGGUUCGACACCGCCCCAAACACCCCCCUUCGUACGCAGCGAGCCGCUAAUAGCGGACUUCCUCUUCACCCCUACCACCGGCGACGUGAUAUAAGCCGAUAUCGGGCACCCUGUCGGAACCGUGCGCUACUUCAGGACUGCCGAGAGUCGGAGGUUAACAACCUCUCCGGUGCAGCGGGAGAGGGCAGUGUUGGUCCAGCAGGACAGGCUUGUUUAGUGUUUCCAGGUUUCCUCCUGAAGCGUGUCUGUGGAAACAUUUCUAACUGCAGUUCGUGUAUUGGCAAUGACACAAGUGUAGCAGGCUGCAAGUGGAUCAGCUGUGAAGUUCUUUCCAGUAGUCCUUCAACAUCUCCCAAUGCUACCACAGCAUCUCCCAGUGCUACCACAGCAUCUUCCAAUGCUACCACAGCAUCUUCCAAUGCUACCACAGCAUCUUCCAAUGCUACCACAGCAUCUUCCAAUGCUACCACAGCAUCUUCCAAUGCUACCACAGCAUCUUCCAAUACUACCACAGCAUCUUCCAAUGCGACCACAGCCACUAAUGUCACCACUGUAACUACACAUCCUCCUCUACCUACAACUGCCAUUACUUCAGCUACCACAACACCCAGUAUUCCAGGUACAAAUGCUACUGUGACUCCUGCACCUUCUCCACGCAAAUCUACAUUUGAUGCUGCAAGUUUCAUAGGUGGAAUUGUCCUUGUCCUGGGUCUGCAGGCUGUUGUUUUCUUUCUGUACAAAUUCUGCAAGUCAAAAGACCGAAACUAUCACACACUUUAGGACCUGCCACUUUGUAAUGGACUUGUAGCCCAACACCUGUAGUUCACUGAACCAAAAUAUUUUCUGUUGCUCAUGGAAGACAGCAGUUCAUAUUAUCCUUUAAAUCUCUAAAAGAAGACUUUAAAAGAAUAUUUUUGCAACAUUAUACUUGGCAAGAUGUGACGUUAAUCUCUUCAAACAGGAGUACUUGGAAUAUGCUGCAUGGGUUCUAAUGGCUGUCUUAUUUUCCUUUAGUGGCUGCUGCUGUGGGACUUUUUUUUUUUUUGAUAUGCCAAAUGUAGACAUUCAGAGAUUCUUACUCAGUGGCAACACUGUCUUGAGUAGAUAAUCUUGUGAUGACUUGUGAAGGCUAAUUUAAUCAACAUUUGAUACGGUAUCCCUUCAGCUUUAUCAAGAUGUGAAUUCACUCCCUGACUUCAGGGAGUGAAAUACCAUUUAUACUAGCGUAUGGCUCUUAAAGCGUGCUGCUAGAAAGAUGAACGAAAUUGUAGAAGUAGAUGAUGUCUUA
This is a messenger RNA of Nestor notabilis (Kea), 1324 nucleotides long. It is a transcript of the gene CD164, whose product is annotated as CD164 molecule, sialomucin. The annotation marks the transcript as partial. NCBI's taxonomy places the organism in Eukaryota, Metazoa, Chordata, Aves, Psittaciformes, Psittacidae. The record is from RefSeq and is a predicted model, not a curated record. The transcript has 6 exons. Gene Ontology annotation, cellular component: cytoplasmic vesicle.